Stegastes partitus (bicolor damselfish) is the source of this 3429-nucleotide messenger RNA. RefSeq names its product plakophilin-4-like. The transcript has 21 exons. Gene Ontology annotation, molecular function: protein binding. The record is from RefSeq and is a predicted model, not a curated record. Gene Ontology annotation, biological process: cell-cell adhesion. Lineage: Eukaryota; Metazoa; Chordata; Actinopteri; Pomacentridae. Bases 1 to 3429 code for a protein of 1142 amino acids. Gene Ontology annotation, cellular component: adherens junction; cytoplasm; nucleus.
AUGGAGGAGGCCGAUGCAGAGGGGGAAGGGCCCAUGGCGGUCAGAGAGGGGUCCAGCGGUCACGGCCUUCCGGCGGACUCCAGCACCACCACCACCACCACCACCAACCUCCUGGCUUCUGUCAAAGAGCAGGAGCUGCAGUUUGAGCGGCUGACUCGGGAGCUGGAGGAGGAGCGGCAGAUUGUGGCAAGCCAGCUGGAGAGGUGCAUGCUGGGAGCCGAGUCACCGGGGGGAGACAGCAGCAGCUCAUCGGAGAAGUCGUUUGCAUGGAGAUCUGCAGGUGGAGAGUCUCAGGGCGGAGCCAUGGAGGCGUCCGGAUGUCCUGGUCGUCACCUGGAGGCUGAGGACGGACUCUACCUGCCUGAGCCGGACCGGGCCUCCCUGCAUGACAGUGAGGGCUCCGGGGGUCACUCGGCCCAGAUGACCUCGUAUUCGGACAGCGGCUACCAGGACAGCAGCGUUAGUUAUUACAGCAACCAGAACGUGGUGCGAUCGGAGCCCCGAGCCUCGUUGUCGAGAAGCCCGAGAGCAGAGGGUCAAGCCUCCGGUCAGCCGUCCAGCCGGGUGUUGCGGCGGAUGGCGUCCCUCCCCUCCAGGAGCCAGUCUCCCGGCUGUGGCACCGCCGGCACCGUCUCACCUUCCCGAAUCUCCCUGCGGACGUCCCAAGGCAGCACCUAUGACUCUCCCAUCCUGUCCGAGCCCAAACCGCUGGCUGCUGUGUUCCCCGGCACCACCAUGCCACCCUCCUGCCCGUCGCCGACCUCCCCGACUGAUGGCACCCAGGCCCUGGGCGGUGGUGGCGGAGGUGGAGGAGGGGGCGGGCUCGGAGGCGGUGGCCGGUUAGGCUCCACCCUCUCCCUGAUCGAGGGGCGGGGCUUGACGGGGUCGCCGCUGCGUUCGGGGAUGACGGCAGUGCCACAGCACUACGGAUCCACGCUGCCCAGACAGAGCCAGCCGCUGGCCUACGGAGCCGAUCCGUAUGGGCUGUACCAGAGGAGCGCUCUGCCCCGACCCGACAGCCUCAUAGGACUUCACAGCUCGUACGCCGGUCAUGGAGGCCAGAUAGACCCGGAGCUGAGGGCGGCGUUGUCUCCCGACUGCCACAUGACGCCGGUGUUCGACGAGCGCUCCUUCCACAGCCCCCUGUACCACAGCCCCACCCACGACCCCCAGGGCUCCCUCUACAGGGCAAACACAGGUAUGGGGACCCUCCCUCGGACCACAAGCCAUUGCGGCACGCUGCCGUACCAAAGAAGCAGCUACGGGCUGAGCUCUGCAGCGGUGUACGUCGACUCCUUCAGGGUCUCCGGUGAGCCCGGCUUCUCCCACCGCCACUCUGGGCUGGUGGACCGGGUCGUCACUCGAACCCCGUCCAUCGAGAGCAUCCACAAGGACCCCAGGGAGUUUGCUUGGCGCGACCCCGAGCUGCCGGAGGUCAUCCACAUGCUGCAGCACCACUUCCCCUCCGUCCAGGCCAACGCCGCCGCCUACCUGCAGCACCUGUGCUACGGAGACAACAGGGUCAAGGUGGAGGUGUGUCACCUGGGGGGCAUCCAGCACCUGGUGGACCUGCUGGACCACAAGGUGGCCGAGGUCCAGAAGAGCGCCUGCGGGGCCCUGAGGAACCUGGUGUACGGGAAGGCCACCGACAACAACAAGGUGGCGCUGAGGAACUGCGGCGGCGUCCCGGCUCUGCUGCGCCUCCUCAGGAAGACGACCGACAACGAAGUCCGCGAGCUGGUCACCGGCGUCCUGUGGAACUUGUCCUCGUGCGACGCCGUGAAGAUGACCAUCAUCCGCGACGCGUUGUCCACGCUGACCAACACCGUCGUCAUCCCGCACUCGGGCUGGAGCACCGUGUCCCACCGCGACGAGCACAAGGUCAAGUUUCAGUCGUCGCUGCUGCUGCGCAACACCACCGGCUGUCUGAGGAACCUGAGCUCGGCCGGCGAGGAGGCCCGGAGUCAGCUGAGAUGCUGCGAAGGUCUGGUGGACUCGCUGCUGCACGUCCUCAAAGCCUGCGUCAACACGUCCGACUACGACAGCAAGAUCGUGGAGAACAGCGUCUGCACCCUGAGGAACCUCUCGUACCGCCUGGAGGUGGAGAUGCCCUCCUCCCGUCUCCUCGGCAACCAGGAGCUGGACACGCUGCUGGGCUUCUCGUCGCCGGCCAAAGAGCUCGACUACCUCUGCUGGGGCAAGAGGCGGCGGGGCAGGAAGAGGGGCGGCUGGCCCGACAGCAAGUGGGACGGCGUCGGUCCGAUCCCGGGCUUCUCUCAGUCCCUGCGUGGCGCCGAGCUGCUGUGGCAUCCCAUGGUGGUGAAGCCGUACCUCAACCUGCUGGCCGAGAGCUCCAACCCGGCCACGCUGGAGGGAGCCGCCGGGUCGCUGCAGAACCUCUCCGCCGGGAACUGGAAGUUCUCGGCCUACAUCCGAGCGGCGGUGCGUAAGGAGAAAGGUCUGCCCAUCCUGGUGGAGCUGCUGAGGAUGGACAACGACCGGGUGGUUUGUUCUGUCGCCACGGCGCUGAGGAACAUGGCGCUGGACGGACGCAACAAGGAGCUGAUAGGAAAGUACGCCAUGAGGGACCUGGUGAACCGGCUGCCCGGCGGCAGUCCGUCGGUGCUGUCGGACGACACAGUGGCGUCGGUCUGCUGCACGCUGCACGAGGUCACCAGCCGCAACAUGGAGAACGCCAAAGCUUUAGCCGACAGCGGCGGCAUCGAGAAGCUGGUGGACAUCAGCAAAGGGCGAGGGAAGGGAUACUCUAUGAAGGUUGUGAAGGCGGCAGCUCAGGUGCUGAACACACUGUGGCAGUACAGAGAGCUGAGGAGCCUCUACAAGCAGGACGGAUGGAACUACACCCACUUCGUCACGCCCGUCUCCACGCUGGAACGCGACCGCUACCGCUCCCAGCCGACGCUGCCCACCAGCCCGCUGCAGAUGUCCCCCGUCAUCCAAUCAGGCGGCAGCGCGACGUCCUCGCCGGCGAUGCUCGGCAUCCGACGCCACAGCUCCAACUACCAGCGGGCGCAGUCAUCUAUGCAACUCGACACGUAUUACGGAGACAACAGUUUACACAAACGGCAGUACACAGGGUCUGAGAAGAAAACCCCGUAUUUCAUUGGGACGUAUUCCUCCCAGUCAGGAGAGGACUUGAGAAGAUCCCAGCACCCAGAGCCAUUCUACGACGAGCCCGACAGGAAGAACUUCAACAGCUACCGAAUGUACCUGUCGUCCCCACAAGGCUACGGCGAGGAGCCCUACGAGGACGAGCCGGUGCAGCUGACGCCGUCGUCGCCCGACGCCUACGCCGGCCAGUCGCUGCGGUUCAAAGCCAACACCAACUACGUGGACUUCUACUCGACCACGCGGAGGCCUUCAAACCGGGCCAACAAGUUCACCGGCUCCCCCGACUCGUGGGUCUGA